Messenger RNA from Fusarium fujikuroi IMI 58289, 684 nucleotides. Its product is annotated as related to acetylxylan esterase precursor. Gene Ontology annotation, molecular function: hydrolase activity. The coding region runs from base 1 to 684 and encodes 227 amino acids. Lineage: Eukaryota; Fungi; Ascomycota; Sordariomycetes; Hypocreales; Nectriaceae. The record is from RefSeq and is a predicted model, not a curated record. The transcript has 4 exons.
AUGAUCGCCUUCAUGCUCAUCGUGAGCCUCUUCCUUGCUCUGGCUGCGGCCAACGCCACAGCCAACGCUAUCACCUGCGCCAAGGGCGCUCAUCUCGUCGUUGCCCGCGGCAGCCUCGAGCCUCAGGGCCCUGGUGCGAUGGGUGUUCUCGCUGAGGAAAUCCUCAAGCUCAUCCCCGGGUCGGACAUGGAGGCCCUCGUCUAUCCCGCCCUGUAUAAUGAGUAUGUCGAGUCUCAGACUGAGGGUGUUCGUACCAUGACCUCGGUCAUCAACAAUUAUGUCAAGAACUGCCCGGACACCGACCUCAUCCUCAUGGGAUACUCUCAGGGAGCGCACGUCACCAUGGACACAAUGUGCGGUGCCAGCUCGGACGGCUUCCCUGGUACUCUCUCCCAGCCUGCGUACAUCACCGACAAUGUGGUGGCCAUCAUUGCCAUGGGCGAUCCGAGUCUCACCGAAGGCCAGCCCUUCCUUGUCGGAACCAGCGAGGGUAGUGGUAUCUUCCCACGCAACCUCCCCAUCGGCUGCGAUAGUAUCGCCAGCAAGACCGUUUCCAUCUGCGACAAAGGCGACCCGUACUGCGAGGCCGGCGGCAAGGAUCUCUCCGUUCACUUGAGCUACAUCAAGAACUACGGAGAGUUCACUGUCGGCCACGUCGUCAAGGCGUGGAAGGCUCGCAACUAG